This is a messenger RNA of Nicotiana tabacum (common tobacco), 571 nucleotides long. Lineage: Eukaryota; Viridiplantae; Streptophyta; Magnoliopsida; Solanales; Solanaceae. The record is from RefSeq and is a predicted model, not a curated record.
AUGGCUAAAUCUAUUUCUAAUUGUUUGCUUGAAUGGAAAUUAGAUAAGGUGUUCACUAUUACCAUGGACAAUGCUUCUUCAAAUGAUGUCACAGUCAAAGAAUUGUCUAAAAAGGUAGAUAUGUGGAAAACUAAUAUGAUGAGUGGUGAACACCUUCAUGUGAGAUGCAUGGCUCAUAUACUAAAUCUAAUUGUGCAAAAUAGUUUGAAAGAAAUUGAUGCUUCUGUCACACGUGUUAGAAAUAUUGUGAGAUAUGUGAGAUCUUCGCCUGCAAGGACCUUAAAGUUUAAACAGUAUUGUGCAUAUGUAAAGGUAGAAUGUACCAAAAUAUUAUGUUUGGAUAUUCCUACUAGGUGGAAUUCCACCUAUUUGAUGUUAGAUACGGCACAAAACUUUAAAAAAGCCUUUGACAAGUUUCAUCUGUUUGAUGAUGGAUUUUCUGCUUAUCAAUGUUCUCAUCUUUGUGAAGAUGGUUAUAGUGCAGGUCCUCUUGAAUCUGAUGAUUGGGUGAAUGUGAGGAAUAUGAUAGAUUUUCUUGCAAGAUUUCAUGAGCUCACCAAAAAAGUUUCAG